Messenger RNA from Pelagomonas calceolata, 550 nucleotides. NCBI's taxonomy places the organism in Eukaryota, Pelagophyceae, Pelagomonadales, Pelagomonadaceae. The record is from the annotation of a GenBank genome assembly.
GGAGAUCAAGGUAGGCGAACCCACGACGCCGCCGCCGAACCUGCCGAGCCCGACGCCUUCCCGACGCCGACGAACGUGGUCUUACCGAGCUUCGCCGAGCGCGGCGAGGACGUGGACGUGGACGACGACGGCGUAAACGAGCCCCAGCGGCCGACGCCCGUCGGCGGCCAGUCGAUCUGGAACCUCUUCAGUCCCGUGAAAGAAGAAACACCCGCCGAGAAGCGGCGGGACAGCGCCAUGUCCAUGGCGACGCCGGCCAACGACGACAUGUCGCUCGCGUCGCCGGACAACAAGCCCGUCGCCGCGCGCCACGUGUCGGAGCCGCCCGACACGCCGAAGGAGCCGCGCGAGACCGAGGCGUCGAAGAUGUCGUUCCUGAGCGUCUUCUCCUUUGGCGGCUCGCCGACGUCGCAAGACGCGCCGACGCCGACGCCCGUUCAGCCGGCGGCGGACGAGGUCGUCGAGAUUAAGGUCGAGGCGCCGGCGCCCGAGCCCGCGGUGGAGGUCAAAACUGAGGAGCCGCAGCCCGCGCCGGCGAAGAAGGCGUGCU